Molecule: messenger RNA, 1971 nt
Organism: Drosophila eugracilis
Lineage: Eukaryota; Metazoa; Arthropoda; Insecta; Diptera; Drosophilidae
Exons: 4
Coding region: 173-1885 (570 amino acids)
Biological process (GO): regulation of transcription by RNA polymerase II
Cellular component (GO): chromosome
Molecular function (GO): chromatin insulator sequence binding
Source: RefSeq, a predicted model, not a curated record
CCGUUGCGAUCAUUAUUGCGCGCGCAGUGUUGAAAAGUGUGUUUGAAAUAUUAACGCUUUGUUUUUUUUCGGUACAGCGUCGGUCUUCAGUUGCUCUAGUUAUAUUUUUAUAUUGUGUUUAAUCUUUUUCAUCAUCCGUGUGGCAUAUUGGUCAAAGAUAUAUUAAGCCAUCAUGGACAAUUCACGCAGAUCGAUGGGGGGAAAGAUGGAUUCCCGUCUUUCAUCGAUGGCCAACGAUGAGAGCACAAUGUACCUAUCCUUCGAUGCGGAAGACACUUUGUCUGGCGCAAAGUGGCAGUCCGCCAUGGUCACUCAGAGCAGCCAGUUUCUAGAGGUUUACACUAGCAAAAUAGAAGCCAAUGGGGAAAGGGCUCCUGAUGACAAGGACCUCAGGCGCACCGUCCUGAAAGAUCUGCAGCAUUUGACCGUCGGUGAACCGGACCAGAACUCGCCACUUCGCCCAUUUGACAAGAGCAUUUUUAACCGUCAUAACGCCUUGAGCUCCACUCCCUCAAAAGACAAUGCGUCAACAGACUCGCAACCAGUAAUGUGCAUGGACUUGACCCACGUCGAAGACAAGGAGAAUACCCAGCCAGAUGACAAUCAUACUGGUGGCGAUAACUCAACGCUGUCCAGUUCCGUCGACCUAACUGCCAAUACUGUUAAAGCAAACACCCUAAAGACUGGGGAUGCUACUAUGGACAAUGUCUCAUUGCAGGAGGCUCCAAAGACCCCCGCUCCUAGCCAAGUUUAUCCUUUAAGUGCUAACGUGGUGCUGGAAAACAUCACUGAAGUCUCCAACGAAGGCGUAUCCAUGCUGGUCUCGCCCCCAGCUGAAAAGGAAAUAGCGCAAGUCACCGAGGUGGUAAACGAAGUCACUGAGCUGAUUGCUAAGGCUAUGAAGAUCUCCAGCGACGCUGUGAAGCCAUCGAACUCCAAAUUAAAAGUGGAGGUAGGCAAAAAGAGGCAGUCCAUUGCCUCCACAUAUUCGGGGAGCCUGCCGCGUCCUCGCCGCUCCUAUCUGCCCACCACCAGUGCAGAGACGCGUACCUACUCUUUUAAACAGCGUAUGUCUGUUGUGGUUAAGACCACGCUUAAUAGUCCCGCUCGCAAGCUAAGUGUAGGUGGGGGUGUGGCAGUUAGUCGCCGUAGCUGCUUACCAGUUUCCAAGCUCUCUAAAGGGACAAAUCGCAAAUCGAUAACUGUAACUAGCAUCCGAUCACCCCAGAAGAGUAUCCCAAAAGUGGCCAAGCCGCCGGCCAAAAGUAUUCCAGACACGGUUUUCAAUUGCAAAAAUUGCGAAGCUACCUUCCGCUUGAAGUCACUACUCGAUGUACAUAUGCGUAUGCACGAUCUGGCGGAUAAUGGACCCAAGUCCCUGAAACGCCUUAAUACUAAUCCGAGCGUCGUGGGCAGCUCGAAGAACCGCUGUAAGUUUUGCGACAAGAACUUUGCCCUAGAGCGCGCCUUGCAUAUCCAUCUGAUGCAGAAUUGCGACAAAAUACCGCCAUCCGAAAAGCGCAAACUGCAGUUUACUGAAUUAAACCAUGAGAAAAAGGCCCAGCUGCCAAAAAUUGGUGUUACCAGUGCGAUUAUUCAACCAGUGCCAAUGCCACCGAAGCCACAGCAUCGUAUGAGCACGGUUCCAAGAAUGGCUUCCUUGAAUUCGACCCCAUCUAUGGCCCCGCCAUCGGUCAAAAAAGUUCCCAAGAACGUGGCACAUGCCGGCGUCUACCGCACUCCCACAAAGACUGUGCCCUGUCACAUCUGCAAGCAGUCCUUCAAGAGCAUACUCGAGUUCACUAAUCAUAGCCUGACCGUGCAUGCAAAGAGCCAACUGAAGGAGUCCGCUGACGGAAAGGACGCACAGAGUGCCAAGGAUUAAAUCAAAUGAUUCGUGUGUAGCCUAGUCUAGGUCUAAGUUAAAUGUACUUUAAUCUCUCCCAGUUUAAAUGCACAUUAACCAAAUCA